GCGAUCUCUCAUCGUCAGUGACUUCACGGACUUCGCAGGAUUAGAAAGAACAUGGCGCGAUUCCCGCCGAUGGAUUCAGUCUUUCGUUCGUUUUCAAGGGACGAGUUCGUGUUUCCGGAUCCUCGAAGGAUGUCCUAUAGAUUUAGAUAUUACGACCGGCCCACCAUCGAUCACCGUUUCAGACUUUUCCCCUUCAGGUUUUACUGGGAGGACUUUGGCGUGCCGGUUCUCACGAUUCUAAACGUGGACCCGUGUAUCGCGGAGAAUGGAGAAAACCAUAGAACCUCGAGAUACGAUUUAAUGACCCGGGAGUACGACGAACCUAGGCUGGUUGUUAGACGCGGACAGGAAUUUUACUUGAACUUGACUUUGUCCAGGGACUACGAGCCAAGUAUCGAUGGUAUGUCGAUAGUUUUCACGGUCGAUGGAGUGGAGAAGCCGCAAUACGGGCAUAAGACCCUCGUUGUGACGGCGGUACUUUACCCGGGAGAAGAGUCGCAAGACUCCUGGAAAGCCAGCAUCGACGCCAUUCAUCCGAAUUUUAUUCGACUGAAGAUCGUCCCAGCCCCCAACGCUAUAAUAGGUAAAUGGAGGAUGGACAUCGACACCAGGAACAAGGAUUUGAACCAGGCCGUUAGUUACACCAUGAAGCACUCUUUCUACGUGAUCUUCAACCCCUGGUGCAAAGAGGACACGGUCUACAUGGAGGACGAAGAUCAGCGGCAGGAGUACGUAAUGGCGGAGGAUGGAUUGAUAUGGCGAGGAAGCUACAACAGUUUGAGACCAACGGUUUGGAAAUAUUCGCAGUUCAAGAGAGAUAUACUGGACUGCGCGCUUCAUUUGAUGAUCGAAGUUGGCAAAGUGCGAAUUUCCAGCAGAAACGAUCCUGUCAUCGUAUCUCGCAUUCUGUCCGCGGCUGUAAAUUCGCCCGAUGACAACGGUGCGGUAAUGGGUAAUUGGUCCGACGAAUUCGGGGGUGGUACGCCACCGACCAAGUGGCUGGGUUCGCAAAAGAUUCUGCAGCAAUACUACAAAACCAAAAAGCCUGUCAAGUAUGGCCAGUGUUGGGUGUUCUCGGGGGUGUUGGCCACUGUUUGUCGCGCUUUAGGAUUACCCUGUCGCGUGGUGACCAAUUAUGCGAGCGGGCACGACACUCAGAGCAGCUUGACCCUCGAUUAUUUCGUGAAUGCCGAGGGAAAAGCCAUGGAAGAGCUGAACAGUGACUCGAUGUGGAAUUUCCACGUAUGGAACGAGGUGUGGAUGUCCAGAUUGGACUUGUCGCCCCAGGAUUCCGGCUGGCAAAUGAUCGAUGCGACUCCUCAGGAAUUGAGCGAAGACGCGUAUCGUUGUGGUCCAGCUUCCGUCGCUGCUGUGAAGAAUGGCGAGAUUCUUCGACCUUACGACAACGCUUUCCUCUUCGCCGAGGUGAACGCGGACAGGGUGUUUUGGCGUUACAACGGACCGAUUCAACCCUUGAAGUUGAUUAAAAAGGACGUGCACGGCGUCGGCAAACUCAUUAGCACGAAGGCGGUAGGCAAAUGGACCAGAGAGGAUAUCACGCACACCUACAAGUACCCUGAAAAAUCGAACGAAGAACGGGAUACCAUGAUCAAGGCGUUGCGUCAAAGUCAGUCGUUGUUCAGCCGUUACUACCUCAACGAAGAAUUCAACGAGAUUACGUUCAACUUUGAGCUCCGCGACGAUAUCGUAAUUGGACAACCUUUCAGCAACGUGUUGCUGAUCGAAAAUAGCAACCCCGACAACGAGUACCGAGUCUCGGUGAUUUUAAGAGUAGAAACGGUUUUGUACACCGGUCGGGUCGGCGAACCAGUGAAAAAAUUAAAUAUCGACCGUCUGGUAAAACCUGGAGACCCCGAGGAAGUGCGUAUGGUGGUAUCCUGGGAGGAAUACGGUCCUCGAUUAUUGGAUCAAUGCGCGUUCAACAUCUCCUGCUUGGCCAGCGUUAAGGGCACCAAUUUCGAGUACUUCGCGCAGGACGAUUUUCGCGUGAGGAAACCCGACAUCAAAAUCACGCUGGAGAACGAGCCGGUGGUGGGCAAGGAGCUGAACGCGACAGCCAGAUUUAAAAAUCCGUUACCAAUCCCGCUGAAAAAGUGUAGGUUCCUGAUCGAGGGUCCCGGACUGGAGGAGCAGUUGAAGGUGAAAUUGACGGAUCCGGUGGAAGUGGGUGCACACGCGGAGUGUUCCUUCUCCAUGGAACCAAAGUUUCAGGGACGCGCCACGAUCGCGGCGAAAUUUUACUCGAAGGAGCUCGAGGACGUUGACGGUUUCGUGAAUUUCAUGGUGAAACCCGCGACAGUCGUUGCGAACGGCGACUGACGCGAUCGUAAGCGCGAAUCGCGCGUUCGUAGGUCUUCCGAAUAGCUUUAUCUUUUGAUACUAGUAUACUAGGGUUAUUUUGUAUAAAAUAAAAGUUUG
Messenger RNA from Eufriesea mexicana, 2439 nucleotides. It is a transcript of the gene Tg, whose product is annotated as transglutaminase. Lineage: Eukaryota; Metazoa; Arthropoda; Insecta; Hymenoptera; Apidae. The transcript has 11 exons. The record is from RefSeq and is a predicted model, not a curated record. Gene Ontology annotation, biological process: peptide cross-linking. Gene Ontology annotation, molecular function: protein-glutamine gamma-glutamyltransferase activity. Bases 52 to 2340 code for a protein of 762 amino acids.